Messenger RNA from Hydra vulgaris (swiftwater hydra), 1422 nucleotides. Its product is annotated as zinc finger MYM-type protein 1-like. NCBI's taxonomy places the organism in Eukaryota, Metazoa, Cnidaria, Hydrozoa, Anthoathecata, Hydridae. The record is from RefSeq and is a predicted model, not a curated record.
AUGGCGGCAAUUCUUUCUUCCCACGAGAAAAGUCCUGAACAUUUGCAGAACUAUCAAAAUUGGAAAGAACUACAUCAGCGAUUACAGAGGGAUAGUAAAAUAGAUGCAGAAAUUUUGCGCAAGAUGAAGAAUAAAGAAAAGUAUUGGCAGCAAAUACUAAAGCGUUUAAUAGCAUUAGUGAGAGUUUUAGGUCAACAGAAUCUAGCUUUUCGCGGUACAAAUGAAACAUUGUACAGUGCCAAUAACGGGAAUUUUUUAAAAUUUGUGCAAUACUUAGCCAUUUUUGAUCCAUUAAUGAACAAACAUCUACGAAAGAUAUUAAAUAAAGAGCUUCUUACACAUUAUCUUGGCAAAGAUAUACAAAAUGAACUUAUUCAACUGUUAGGAAAUGCUAUUAAGAAAGAAAUCAUACAAACAGCAAAUGCAAUUAAAUAUUUUUCAAUAGUUCUCGAUGGUACUCCUGACUGUAGCCAUGUUGAGCAAAUGACAAUAAUUAUUCGUUUUGUUAAAGUUGAUUCAUUGAAAAAGGAGUUUAGUAUCAAAGAACAUUUUUUAGGCUUUGUACCUUUAAAGAAAACAACUGGAGCCUAUAUGGCAGAAACGAUAAUACAACAACUAGAAGAAAUGGAGUUACCUAUUGAUAAUUUACGUGGCCAAGGCUACGAUAAUGGCGCAAAUAUGAUAGGCAAAAAUAAUGGUGUUCAAAAGAAAAUAUUAAACAUUAAUUCUCGAACAUUGUUUGUUCCUUGCAGCGCGCAUACUCUUAAUUUGGUUGUCAAUGAUGCUGCAAAUUGUUGUCUAAUGGCUACAAGUUUUUUUGAUAUUGUCCAACGUGUGUAUGUAUAUUUUUUGUCUUCAACACAUCGGUGGGUAGUUUUCACUAGUCAUCAACCUACGUUAACUGUUAAACCUCUAAGUGAAACAAGAUGGGAAAGCAGAAUAGAUGCUAUAAAGCCUUUGCGAUAUGAACUUGGUAAAAUAUAUGAUGCACUGCUAGAAAUAGCUGAUGAUACUUCUCUAACUGGAUCCUCAGGAAGCACUGCACGCAGUGAUGCCAAAGCACUUGCGAAUAGUGUUGCAAAGUUUAAGUUCGUGGUUUCAAUUGUUGUAUGGUACAACAUACUUUUUGAAAUCAAUAUAACAAGUAAGCAGCUCCAAGCUAAAGAUUUUGAUAUUCAUGCUGCUGUACAACAGUUACAACACACACAAGCCUAUUUGGUUGACUGUAGGAGUGACAUAGGUUUUGCAAGAAUGCUAGUGGAUGCUGCUGAAAUUGCUAAGGAUUUGGAGAUACCACCAACCUUUGAGGCAGAACCACGAUUACGGCGGAGAAAAAAGCAAUUUGCAUAUGAAGCUGAAGAUGAGCCUGUGCAAGAUCCAAAACAAAAUUUCAAAGUGAAUUUUUUUCUUUGCUAUACUUGA